AAAACUGUCCCAUGGGUUUUAUCCUGCAUGGUAGCUACAUAAUCACUAAAAGUCUGCUCAAAAUCAAUACUACUGAUCUUCUAAUAAUAAUUGAAAAGAAGAUACUUGACCAAUCAAUGCAAGAUUCAAUAAAAUAAACAAAAAUGGCGAGUUGAUUUUCAUCAAAGUAGCUCUCCAAAAAAAUCUUAGAAGAAAGUUGGAUUCAAAUAAAACCCUAAACGUAGCAUAUUAUAUAAGGCUCUCUAAAAUCAUAUUCUCAAAGCCUAGGAAUAUUGGUCGUCAUCGACUUCGUCCUUGUUGAAAGCAAAGCUUAAGGAUUACCAUAAAUGGGGGGUUGUAUGAGUAGCUCUGUGCCGGCAUGGGCAAAGGGAAAAACUAGAAAAUCAUCGAAGCAGAAAUCAACUGGUAAAACGGUGGAUAUUCCCGAAAUUGAUGAACACAGCAGGAAUGAGGUGGGAAAAGGAGAUUUUGAAGAAAAUGGAGGCCUUAAGGAUCAGCAUGAUGCUAUGGAUGAAAAUGGCUCUCUGCCCCUGUCUCAGACAGGUUUGCUUGAGGAGAAGGAUGGUGAAUUUGCAGCACAUAACAUAACCCUAGAUGGUUGUACAAGGGUGCUGGAUACGAUAUCAGAAGGAUCUGGAAAGUCUGAUGCGACUAAUGGGCCUCAAAAAGCAUCGCCGAUAAAGGAGAUUGAGCCAGUUGAUGGUGGAGAUAAGAUUUUGCUCGAGGAAGAUCAAGUGGUUGUGAAGAACUAAGAAGUAACAUUUUUACUUAUUGUUGGUUGAACUGAAUGACUAUUUUAUAUUUUGGAUGUGAUUGGAUCUUGCUUGUGAAUGUAACUAUUAAUUGGAACAUUAUAGGAAGGAAGGAGUUUCGAGACAAUUA
Molecule: messenger RNA, 882 nt
Organism: Malus domestica (apple)
Lineage: Eukaryota; Viridiplantae; Streptophyta; Magnoliopsida; Rosales; Rosaceae
Source: RefSeq, a predicted model, not a curated record